This is a messenger RNA of Talaromyces marneffei, 831 nucleotides long. RefSeq lists its product as uncharacterized. The record is from RefSeq and is a predicted model, not a curated record. The coding region runs from base 1 to 831 and encodes 276 amino acids. NCBI's taxonomy places the organism in Eukaryota, Fungi, Ascomycota, Eurotiomycetes, Eurotiales, Trichocomaceae. The transcript has a single exon.
AUGAAACAAUCUCUUCUGUCGAUUGCGACACUGCUCAUAUCAUCGUCGUGGGGUGCAGAACUGGAGCUCGCUCCAUUCACCCAUCCAGCAACCGCAGCUACUACCGUAUACCCAGAGUUUGCUCGCGACUUUGACUUCUUCAAGCGAGACGGCAAUUGUCCCGCCAACUUCAACACCUGCUCGAACGAAGGCAAUUCAGGGAUAUGCUGCAUAUCAGGGACGACAUGCACGGUAGACGCUGCCAAUAAUUACGCUUGCUGUCCAACAGGAGCGUUAUGCACGGGGACGCUCGGAGCGACUGCUACAGGUGGCAAUGGCAAUGGGAAUGGGAAUUCGGCGUCGACAACUACGAGUGGCUUCAUGUUUCCACAAGGCACGACCACGACGACAAUAACAUCGUCAAGAGCGAGCAUAACUGGAUCUACCGUACCGGGUGCAGUGUUCCCGUUUGUGUAUAUCCCCACGAGUUUCGGCAACGCCGCAAUCUGCAGCUCGUAUUACUCUUUCUGUCAAGGCGAGUACACCAGCUGCAUAGUCUCGCUCGGAGGACAAUACGGAGUGACUAUAGCCGGCGGUAAUGGGGGAGGAGUGACCGUUGCAGGCGCUACGGCUGUAACAUCCGCUUCCGCUGCGGUUUCGACAUGCUCGAGUCUUAGUCGGGAAGCUUGCUAUGGAUUGCAGGAGUCCUACUGCACAGCAUUUGGUACAUCGGGCCAGUCGCCGACCACCGGUGGUUCGUUUGUUGCGGGGAAUUAUGCGCCGGCUCGAAAGUCGAGUUUGCAUGAGAUCUUACUUGCUGCGGCGGCUGGGUUGUUGGGAAUGCUUAUAUGA